Oncorhynchus mykiss (rainbow trout) is the source of this 2884-nucleotide messenger RNA. RefSeq names its product tRNA methyltransferase 44 homolog (gene trmt44). Lineage: Eukaryota; Metazoa; Chordata; Actinopteri; Salmoniformes; Salmonidae. Gene Ontology annotation, biological process: tRNA methylation. Gene Ontology annotation, molecular function: tRNA (uridine) methyltransferase activity; metal ion binding. The record is from RefSeq and is a predicted model, not a curated record.
GUCAUCAACGAGCGACAAAAUCCAUUGAACGUAAAAGUUCCCGGAAGUAAUUUUGGUAAACACACGUUUGCAUUUUGUUAUGCUGUUGUGGCAUGCAAGUUACCCUUUUCUAAACUAUGCCGAAACUCUUUGCGAUAAAAUUUACAGAACAAUCUAAUACGGGAGGAUUUUGGUCUGCCAUUGAUGUUUGGAUAAAGAAACCACACGUUGUGAACAAACGUCUUUGUGGUGUCAAAGAGACACAGAGUAAGAAUGUUGGCUGUGAAGAACUGAGAAACAUCCUGCUAACUCAUGGAAGUGAUACUUCAGAGUCCAAGGAUGUUCUUACCUUCUUGAAUAGUGGCGUUGAACUCGAACAUGACCAGGAGAGACUGUGGUCUUUUUGUGUGAGGACAUUCAUUCCUAAAGUAAACUGUUAUGGCACAACUGUACAUAAAGAUAUUAUACUCAAAGACUUUAACACUCAAAGAGUAAGCUUCUUACCAGUUGAAGAGAGUGAGGAAGGGACUGCCUCUUUACGGAAGAACAACAUCUAUCAGAUACAUCUCCUGGCUGAGAAGAGUGAUGAAUGGACACUAGAGUUACAUCUCAUGCGGCCUGAUAACUGGUUCAGUGACGGGGUGGCCUACCCCAAACUGCCCUGGCUCAGUGGGGAGCUCCUGCCCAAACUGGUGCGCUGGGCCACGGAGAGUAAGACCAGUGAGUUCAAGAGCACCCUGUCUCUCCUGCCAGUAGAGAAGUACAGCAUCAUGUACCAACGGCUGAAAGACAAGUACAAGGAGAUGGUCAAGGUAUGGCCUGAAGUGACGGAUCCAGAGAAGUUUGUCUUUGAAGAUGUUGCCAUCGCUACCUAUCUUUUGGUCCUAUGGGGUGAGGAGCGAGCGGUGAAGGGUCUGACCGUCAAACAGUCCUUUGUGGAUCUUGGUUGUGGAAAUGGUCUCCUGGUUCACAUUCUAAGCAACGAAGGGCACCCUGGAAAGGGCAUUGAUGUGAGGAAAAGGAAGAUCUGGGAUAUGUACGGCCCCCAAACACAUCUAGAGGAAACGGCAAUCACUCCCGGUGAUGGCUUCUUAUUCCCGGGCACAGACUGGCUGAUUGGAAACCACUCGGACGAGCUCACACCGUGGAUCCCCGUUAUAGCGGCCAGGUCAUCCUUCUCCUGCCGGUAUUUUGUCCUGCCGUGCUGCUUCUUUGACUUCUAUGGGAAGUACCAGCGGAGACACUGUAAGAAGUCCCAGUAUAAGGAAUACAUUGACUUCAUCUCUGAGGUCAGCACAGCCUGUGGGUUCAACACAGAGGAGGACUGCCUGAGAAUCCCCUCCACAAAGCGGGUGUGUCUGGUAGGAAAGUCGAGGAGCUACCAGCUGUCGGAUGAGCCGCAGGCAGAGGAGGGGAGAGACAAGUAUAUACAGGGUCGUCAGCCCUGCUCCGGGGUCACAGUUCGAGAGUCAAAUGUCGAGGAUGAAGCCGAGCACCACCACGACCACUCAGAGACUGACAGGAUCCACGGCACCAACUGGGGAGCUGGAUUCCAGCCCCGAGAGAGGAUCGAGACAGUGCGGAACUGUGCCGCCCUUCCCCGGGACUUUGUAGAUGGUAUAGUCCUACGUGUGGCCACCUCUCUGCUGGGGUUGACCAAGGACGAAGGUGGGGAUGUCCCCGGCACCUGGAACAUGGGAGGCAGGCUGUCCGUGAGAGAGGUGGCUGAGUUGUUGGAGCAGGAGACUCUGCAGGUCCUGAAGAAAGAAUGUGGCGGUCUGCAGACCCUGCUCAAGAACAACCACCAGGUAUUCAGAGUGGAAGGUGGUAUGGUCCAUAUCCGGGACUGGCGGGUACAGGCCCAUAGGCCUAGAGGGCUGCAGGGUACCAGGGCUGAUUCUAAGCGGAAGCACCUAAUCUCUGGUGCCCUGAAGACCCGGGCCUGCUGGUUCCACGUCCACCACCCUCACGGAUGCCCACUGCAGGCCGAGGAGUGUGCCUUCGCCCAUGGCCCAGACGAUCUCCGACCUUCCACCAGACCACUCAAGAAAAUGAAGUACUCCAACUGAACACGCAAUUCAGUUUGGACCAUUAUUGCAAUGUUUUAUUUCAAUUGUACAAUUUUUUUUUUAGUAUAUUUUUUUUAGAUGUGGAGUUGAUGCUACAAGAAUAGCUGUGACUGUCAGUCAUACAUACAGUGCGGCCCAAAAUUAUUGACACCCUUUGAUAAGGAUAAUUGAAAUACCCAGCUAUAUUGUAAGUGAAAAAAAUGAGGAAAGAGAUUUUGUUUAGCAGUAAUACUUUAUUUUCUCAAACGGUAGGGGUUGAAAUGUUUGACAUCUCUAAAGAUUCUUAUAAAUAAAGUAGUCAAAAGUUGAGUAUUUGGUCCCAUAAUCCUAGCACGCAAUGACUACAUCAAGCUUGUGACUCUACAAACGUGUUGGAUGCGUUUACAGUUCGUUUUGGUUGUGUUUCAGAUUAUUUUGUGCCCAAUAGAAAUGAAUGUUAAAUAAUGCAUUGUGUCAUUUUGGAGUCACUUUUAUUGUAAAUAAGAAUCGAAUAUGGGACCAAAUACUAAACCUUUGACUACUUUAUUGAUAAGAAUCUUUUUUAUCCGAGCAAUUGUAUUAGAAUAAAAUAAUAUAAUUUCCCAUUUUUGGGGGAUAAAAUACAGCUCAGUAUUUUAAUAGAUUCUUUUUCCACAGUCAUUAUUGCUCAUCUUUAUCAGCAGGUGUCAAUAAUUUCAGACCCCACUGUACAUACAUACUUGCGCUUGUAACUAAAUCCGCAUAUCGAAAUUUUGAGACCUAAGUCUGGUUAGAUAAGUACAUUUGAGUUUUUAGUAGUGGAGCUACUCUGCUAUUUGGUUUGCAGAUCUCAAAUAUAACAUCUCAAAUAUAAACAA